AUGCCAGUGACAUACACAACAGACGUCGCCUUAGUCAAAGAGACUAUUGCAAACAACAAGAAUGUUCUUGUAGUCUUUUAUUCGCCUGAAUGCGCACAAUGCAAAGCGAGUGCUCCAAUGUUGGAAAAACUUUCAGAAGAACACAAAAAUCUCAAGUUCUUUAAGGUUGACGCAACUACAGCAACUGAGUAUGCUGCUGAAUACCAAGUCACUUCACUCCCGACUUUCGUCUUCUUCCAAGACCAGAAAGUCGCUAAGAAGGCGCCUGGAAGCCCAGACGCACUUAAAGAGAUUAUUGGCAUGUCUCAAUAA
This is a messenger RNA of Entamoeba invadens IP1, 312 nucleotides long. Its product is annotated as thioredoxin, putative. Gene Ontology annotation, cellular component: cytosol; cytoplasm. NCBI's taxonomy places the organism in Eukaryota, Evosea, Mastigamoebida, Endamoebidae. Gene Ontology annotation, molecular function: protein-disulfide reductase activity. The coding region runs from base 1 to 312 and encodes 103 amino acids. The record is from RefSeq and is a predicted model, not a curated record. Gene Ontology annotation, biological process: cell redox homeostasis. The transcript has a single exon.